AUGAUUGGAGGACUCUUCCUUUACAAUCACAAGGGAGAAGUGCUGAUCUGUCGGAUAUUCCGCGACAAUGUUACAAGAGAGGCUGUCAAUGCUUUUCGCGUGAAUAUUAUUCAUGCUAGGCAACAGGUGAGAUCCCCCGUAAACCUCAUCGGGCGUACGUCGUUUAUGCACAGAAAAUGUGGGUCUGUUUGGAUGGCAGCGGCGACAAGGUCGGACGCAAAUGCUGCUGCUGUAUUUGAGGUGUUACAAAAACUUGCUGCCACCAUGACUGAGUAUUUUGGGAAGAUAACGGAGGACAGCAUCCGUUCAAAUUUCGUACUUAUUUAUGAACUCCUUGACGAACUCGUGGAUUUCGGUUAUCCCCAAAUGACGGAUGCAACGGUGCUGAAGACAUACAUUACGCAAUCUGGGGUACGAGGUGUGACGAGAGAAGAGCAGCAGCAAAUCACUAGUCAAGUGACCGGUCAGAUCAGUUGGCGACGUGAAGGCAUAAAGUAUCGUCGAAAUGAACUUUUUAUUGACGUCGUAGAGUGCGUCAAUCUCCUAAUGAACCAACAAGGACAGGUGCUAUCCGUAAACGUUGCCGGUAAGGUACUGAUGAAGUGCUUUCUGUCCGGUAUGCCUGAAUGUAAAUUUGGGAUUAAUGACAAGAUUACGCUACAACAAUCCAGUAGCAGGAAUCAAUACGACGAUCUUACUAGGCCAGCUCGCACCGUAGUGGCCAUUGAUGACAUUCAGUUUCACCAAUGCGUUCGACUGGGAAAAUUUGAAAGCGACCGAGCGAUUUCUUUUGUACCACCUGAUGGAACCUGUGAAUUAAUUAAAUAUCGAACUACUCAAGAUAUUAAAUUGCCUUUUCGUGUCAUUCCUUUGGUAAGAGAAGUGAGCAAGUCGAAACUGGAGCUCAAAGUAGUUCUCAAAGCUGAGUAUAAGCAAAAUCUUGUGGGACAGAAAAUAGAAGUACGGAUUCCAACUCCACCUAAUACAUGCGGUGCAACGUUAUUGUGUAUGAAAGGAAAAGCGAAGUACAAGUCCGGGGAGAACGCAAUUGUGUGGAAGAUUAAGCGAUUGGCUGGUGGGAAGGAGGUCCAAAUAUCUGCCGAAGUGGAUGUUCUCACUAUUGGAGUUCAGGCGCCAAAACGGUGGGAUCGGCCACCAGUUAGUGUGGAUUUCGAAGUUCCGUUCGCACCUAGUGGUUUCAAGGUGCGCUAUCUCAAAGUGUUCGAGUCGAAACUGAACUAUUCUGAUCAUGACGUUAUAAAAUGGGUUCGUUAUAUGGGAAGAUCAGGGUCUUCGACGACGCAGUCGAUCGAGAUCUCUCUUAGAUGUAUUCUUUUAGACCAUCGCAAGUACGGAAGUGGAGAGUUGAGCAGUAUGACCGAUGAUCUAAUACAGCUGGUAAAUGGAGAAAACUUCCUAAACCUGGAAAAUGAAGAAACUGGCAUGACGCUGUAUGGCUUAAGCGGAGACGGCCAAGUUUAUUCGACAACUGCCGAGUGGGCGUGCGCCGUUUUUUCUGCACAUGACGCAGCACGUGCCACUGCUUAUCAGGCAUCGAGAGGGAUUUCUACCUGUCCAAGCUUGAAAUCUAUUGUAAAGGCCACCAAUGAGCGAAAUUUUAAAUAG
Messenger RNA from Necator americanus (New World hookworm), 1626 nucleotides. RefSeq lists its product as uncharacterized. Bases 1 to 1626 code for a protein of 541 amino acids. The transcript is spliced from 17 exons. NCBI's taxonomy places the organism in Eukaryota, Metazoa, Nematoda, Chromadorea, Rhabditida, Ancylostomatidae. The record is from RefSeq and is a predicted model, not a curated record. Gene Ontology annotation, molecular function: clathrin-cargo adaptor activity. Gene Ontology annotation, biological process: intracellular protein transport; clathrin-dependent endocytosis. Gene Ontology annotation, cellular component: AP-2 adaptor complex; cytoplasmic vesicle.